Messenger RNA from Colias croceus (clouded yellow), 2673 nucleotides. RefSeq names its product trans-Golgi network integral membrane protein 2-like. The coding region runs from base 228 to 1607 and encodes 459 amino acids. NCBI's taxonomy places the organism in Eukaryota, Metazoa, Arthropoda, Insecta, Lepidoptera, Pieridae. The record is from RefSeq and is a predicted model, not a curated record. The transcript has 4 exons.
CCGGUUUCUGACUUUCUGGGUUGUGAUGUGACUUGUGCAUGCAUGCAAUAUUUUAUACAAAGAGUGUAUUAUAUCAAGAACUAGAUUGACUAUUCGUUUUCAUCUAUCAAACGCAACCAUUUCUUGAUGUAAAUUAUUUAUGUAGGUAACGAUACUGGUGUUAAGUGAACUGUACGUUUCGAAGGGUCUUACAUUAGGUACAACGGAGUAACAAAUUUUACUAAAAUAUGUCUUCACACGGCAUUGUUUUGAUUCUGGUAAGUAUAUUCUAUAAUGGACUAGGACUUCCUGUGGGUAAUACUAACCACACACAAGCUAUUUCGGGUAUUGAGAAUGAUGUACUUAAUUUGGCGAAUAGCUGUGAAAACUUGUUUUUAGUAGAAAUGAUAAAAAACAAGAUGGAAAACUGUAAAUUAAUAAGUAAAAAUUCAACAAAAACAGAUUACGAAUGUAAAAUGUUUUAUGAUAUAAACAAUCAGUUAUGUACCACAUUCGAACGAUCGGAAGUAGAUCUAAAAGGAAAUUUUAAUUCUAAAAUGAGUAUCACUCAGAACAUUGAAACAAUAUGUGAGGAUGCGAAAACGUGGAAACCUACAACAGAUUACAAACAGGAGUUGGAAAAUUUAUUCAAUAAGUUAUCAUUAUGUUUGCAAGUUUGCAAUGUUGAUGGCAUGGUUAGUGAAGAUUCAAACUUCUUCUGUAAGUACUAUAAAUGGGGUUCAGAGAUAUUAUUAAGCCAUGCAAACACUGCAACACUUUCAAGUAGUGCUGUCGCUCCAACAAACGGCGACAGUAAAUAUGAAGCAAAGCCAGUAGUUUCUGAAACAACAAAUAAUGCAGUAAGCUCUGAGAAUAGCAACAUAGAACAACAAGUGAAAGAAAUGAAACAGCCUGAGCAAUCAACAAAAUCAGCUACAGUAUUAAAAAGCGAUGUACACAAUGAACAUGUGGCCCCAGAAGUAUCAAAGGAUAUGUCAGCAUUACAAAAACCCGAAGUUAGCGAAGACAAUAAUGAUAAUUUGGUACCUCCUUCAUCUAAGAGUGAAUUUCAAAAACCUUUAGAAGAACCUGCCUUGAAAUCAGCUCCAGAACAGGAAAAUCAACAGAAACCUGUUAUAGAAAAUCCCAAACCAAAUGCACCUCAUGAUCUUUUGGACGAAGCUGACAAUGAUAUGGAAAAUGACUUUGGACCUGGUGAACCUUUUUCUGAUCAAGAAAACAUGGACGAGGAAAUGAAUGCAGACCCUAAAAUUGAAACACAAAAAUCAAAAGAAAAUGAAAACAUUAAUAAGCUUCCCCUUACAUCAUUUAAUGUUGAUGUCGGACAACGAGAAAUGGUAUUUCCCAACACAAUUCAAGACACAUUUGUAGAAGAGGACGACCACUUCUUCCCAUUCUUCUUGACAACAAUUGUUCUUGUCGGCCUCUUGUAUGUUUUAUACCAUAACAAGAGUAAAGUCACAAAAGUGAUUUUGGGCUUGAUAGUGGAAGGUCGGCAAUCAAAUCGCAGAAGAAACAGCCGAGGCCACGCCUACAAACGGUUGGAUACCCUCGAACAAGCCAUGAGCGCCAGCAGCACAGCACCGCCCAGCAAAAUUAUAUACUAAAUGUAUUCAUAUUCACAGUCUUACAGCCAGAAUCUGGAAAUUUAAUAAUUGUAUACUAUGCAGUAUUCCUUUCUCAUACACAUUAUGAAUUAGUAGCAUGACUUGGUUACUAUUGAGGAGCAUACAUUAAUGAUGAGGUGCGUAUAUUGUCCAUACAUAUUUUGUGAUUGUCGGAUAUUUUUUUUUUACAAAUUACAGUUGUGUUUUGACGUAGUAAAGUGACGUGGUUUGUGCUUUCGCAAUGGGUUUUUAAACCGUCUAGAUAUUAUAUUUAUUAAAUUGGCCACUGUACUAUUAUUUAUAAUUUAGGAUUAGGUAUAUAUUGAUUAUUUAUGUGAUGAAACAAAUUGUAUGUCUGUGGAACAGUCUUGUUUGGUAUAACGCAACAAAUUUUUGAACUGUAUCUUUCUAGUCUUAUAUCCUUUUUACAUUACAUGUAACUUAAUACAGUCCAUCUUACGAAUUGAAAUUUACGAUAUUAUCAACUAUCUCUUGACAAAGAAUUAGUACGAAACAAAAAAGUACAAUAUAUUAUAGUAAUGGUUAUUAAUAAACAUUUUCAUUUUUAUACUUGAUAUAUAACUAUUGUUGUGUGAUUUUGGUAUUUAUGAAAUUAUUAUUUUUUUAUGAUUUUGAACAAAAUUUAGGAUGAUGUAGAUCUCUGUAGUUUUCAUUUUAAUAAUAAGUUAAAAUUAAAAAAGAUAUCCCAGUUCUGAUAUUUCUUUAUUAAUGUUUGAUGUAGCAAAUGUUAAUGUGGAAAUAAACUUCCUUUCUGUAAAUUUAUUGCUCUAGUAUUAGAGUAAAUAAUAUUUACAUUUUUAAUAGUUCGUUAAUUAUUUAUUAGUAGAUGCUGUUCAAAAUUAUUUUAAAAUACAAGUAGCCAUAGAUAUAGGUAUAAUAUUAAGGAUUUCUUUGCUUAGUAUUUUUUACUUUUAGUGUCCAGUUUAGAUUUAGUUCAUUUCAAAAUUAUAUUUUUAGUGUAAAUUAGAGCUUAAAGCGACAUUAAGUAUAUUAUUUUAUGUUUCUACCUAUUUGUACUUCUAUUCACAAUAAAGAUUCGAAUAUA